This is a messenger RNA of Paralichthys olivaceus (Japanese flounder), 4963 nucleotides long. Lineage: Eukaryota; Metazoa; Chordata; Actinopteri; Pleuronectiformes; Paralichthyidae. The record is from RefSeq and is a predicted model, not a curated record.
CUGCCAUAGCCGCUAUCUCCAUUAUUAUUCUGUAAUGUCGUCUGAAAUGCACACUUCGUCCACGCAGAUGCACUGACCCGCUGCAUUUACAGGAAGCCGAGUGUUGUCGUUUUAUUGGAAUGGAGCGAUGCGUGACUGAGUGGUGUGAGGAGCUGUUGCAGGGUGCAGGGCAAAGCUAAGCUAGUCCCGUUGUUGCUGUUCAUUCAAAGAUGAGCUGAGGUGCAGCAGUGAGGCUCCAUGAACCUGAUACAUUCCUGUGUCAUGAUGUGAGCAAAGGCUGAGGUGCUGUAAACUGGGCCAGGAGGCAGGCAUGGGGAAUAAAAGGAGGAGGAAGGAUGCCAGCUGAGCCCCCUCGUCCUCUCUGCAUCUGCCACUAAGUCUGCCAGCUUCACACUAAAGAACGGAGAGGAAAAUGGCUCAGUCUGUGAGGAGGCCUGAGAUUUUAGGAUCCACCGACAACGAGCCCAAGAGGGACAAGAGCAGGAGCAGCUACUUCGGCAACGUCAAGAGCAGGCUGGGUUCCAAGCUUCCUCCUGGCGUCUCUCAGCCCCCGCAGUUCGCUAAGCGGCCCUGGGAGAACCAGCCUCAGGCCCGAGUCAUGCAGGAAGCCAUAGCCAGCGGCCAGCGGCUGCACCAGCCCAUCGUCGGCAGGCCUCUCAACCACAUCCCCCAUAUCAGAAACCCCAAGCUGCGGCAGUAUUACCUGCAAGGGACCUCAUGGGAUCUGAACAAUCCUGCAGGGAAGCAACAACAUAUGGCCGAACUGUCAGAUGACAGCAGGAGCAGAAGGGGUCUCCAUGGCGAUACAGUGUUCAGCCUCUCAUCUCAUUUCUGCAGCAACGGUUCAUCCUCAGCAGAUUCUAAUGUAUCCUCUGCAUCUGCUGCCCUCAUCGCUAGAGAGCAGCUGGUGGCAGUGAAGGGGAGAAACACCAACUCCACCAAGGACCGAGGAUCGUCCACACCAGAGCUGGAAUCAGGCUCCGGUCCUAAAGAGACGCCACAGGGAGAGACGGACGGAGACUGCUUGGAUCCACUCCCUGCUCCACCACUCUCCCCCUCCCCAGAGGCAGAAUAUGACAAACUGCUGGAUGUGGAGGCGGUACCGCUGCCUGAUGGACAGCUCUGCCUAUUGGCUCUCCCGCCAGAGUGCUGUCAGGGGGAGGGACCAGGGGCCACGCCCUACCUAAAACUUUUCUGCCGCUACAUCACUGACCGCAAGGGUGUCGUUUCUGGGAUCCUGCUGGUGACUUCUAAUAAGAUCUUCUUUGACCCGUGUAAGACUCUCCCUCUGGUGAAGGAGCACGGCUGUGAGGAGUACCUCCUGUCGUGUUCUAUCGACAAUCUGGCAUCAGUCUCCUUUUUCUCCGACAUCUCACACGUUCACUUCAACACCUCCCAGCAGAGGAGAAAAGGAAAGACAUUUUUCCAGAAAUUGAAAUCAACCAAUAGCCAAGCAGGCAGCGUCCCAAACCACAAGGGGGAGUCGGUUCCAGCACUGGUCUCUGCCGUCUCCUCAGACUUGUCCAGUCUGGCUCUGAGCCUGACCAAAGAGGUUUCUGGAGAUGAGGAGUCAGAGAGCAGAGACAUGGCAGAGGAGCUUGAGAGCUGCCCGCUGGAGCUGCUGUCUGAGGCGGCGGUCGGUGGCCUGGGAGAGGCUGUCCUGAGCAGCGCCACCUCCUUCUGCUGUGGAGGUCAAGAGGUGGCGAGUACAAACCUGCUGCAGGCUGAUGACACGGAGAAGAGUCAGAACACAGGGCCUCAUAGGUCAUCAGCAGUUAGUGCUGGCAGUCUGAUGUUUGUGCGCCUGCGGGUUCAGACAUCUGCGGGAAAGAAACGUGAUGUAGGAGAUCUUCCCCUGGGGUCAGCAAAAACCUUACCCAGAAGAGACGCCUGGCUCGCCCUGUCACAAGAAAGCUCAGACGAGCUGUAUGCCUACCUGACACGCUGCCGGCCAGACUUGUGUGUACUUGAGGGAGAGGGGGUUGAGGAGGAGGGGGAAGCAGACCGUGACGAAGAGGAGUUUGUACUAAUCGAGGACAAAGAGGAAGAGGAGGAGGUGUUCCAGAGGCACCACGGCUCGGGGGACGACUGGGAGAUGGUGUUGAUGGAGGAGAACGGGGACAAGCCGACCCUGGUCAUUGACAGGGAACCUGAAGGACUCAGUAAUAUUGUGGAGAGCAGCCACAUUUUGGAAGCAUCACACGUUCGAGAGUUAUGUAAGGAACUUCCCCCCCGGACAGUGAGCCGCACCUGGCAGCUGGCGUACAGUACGUCCCGUCACGGUUCCAGCCUCAAGUCCCUCUACAGAAAACUCAGUGCCACAGACUCACCUGUGCUUGUUGUCAUCAAGGACGCACUUGAUGAGAUAUUCGGGGCCUUCCUCUCUCAUCCUUUGAGGCCCAGCGAGAAGUUCUACGGCACAGGAGAAACGUUUCUCUACAUGCUGCACCCUCGCUUCAAGUGCUUCAGAUGGACGGGAGAAAACUCUUUCUUCAUCAAAGGAGACUUGGACUCAUUUGCCAUUGGUGGUGGAAGUGGUCACUUUGGUCUGUGGGUGGAUGAGAACUUGUACCUGGGCCGCAGCAGCCCCUGCUACACCUUCAAUAACUGCUGCCUCUCAGAGACGGACGACUUCCGCGUCAUGGAGCUGGAGGUGUGGACGUUCAACUAAGCGAGACGCGCGAAGGCGAAGAUUUCUCCUCGACUCACCACGUUGCUGCUGAUCGGCUUCAUCGACGCAGCAUUUAUCACCGAGCAUAAAACACAAGCAGCCGCCCGCUCAUUUCAAGGUGACGUCCAUUUCAAACACAAAAAAACGAACCACAGACUGCUGGAUGUGUCUGUGUGAUUGAGUGCUGUGGCUUCUCAUGAAGUGGAACUGAACAAGGCUGAGUGGGAUCUCAUGCUUUCAGGACUGUUUUAAUGGUUGACUCAUUCCUUUGGGUUCGGAAACCAACCGGAGUUCUGCAGUCGUGAGUCGAGCUUGACUGUUAAUGAAACCGGAUUAGUUGAAUCCUCAAUUUUUGAAUGGAGCGAGUCAGAAGCUGCACUUUGCUCUUAGUGAGAAUCAGUAACUUCAUUAUCUCGUUGUGAAGGUACACCUGUCAUAUGCAUGUCCCCACAUUCAUACAGCUGCAUUUAGUUAAUGCUGAACCUCCGAAACACUUGAGUCCUUUUCAAUUUCUAAACUGCAUGUGUACAGUUCAACAGCCACAUUAUAACAAUCAUUCUCUCAGUCACUGUUCAUUUCUCUGGGUUUUCAUCAUUGACGUCAUAAAAAGAAUCACUAGAACUGAGAAAUAUUUUCCGGUUUUAUAAACAUCUGUACUUACAAUCUUAUAAUCCUCAUUAACGACUAUUCUGAACUCCUUUCAUUUCGACUGAUGACUCACACUCUGUUGUGGUGUAUUAUUACUGCAGAUUAAUGCAAUUUUGUCAUUCAGCUCUUUCUGUCACUUCCGUACCGCUACUUUGCUUACAUUGUACAGUAUUGUAGAUUAGUUAAUAAAAAUCAGCACAAUGUCAACAAUGAUAGAGAGAACACAAUUCAAUGUGUAAAAAACACUUUUAUUUCACCUUGUGAAAAAAUGCCACUGGUAGAAUAACAGGUUUCAAACAGUCAGAUAUUUCACGCUGACAGGACCUUGUAGGUCUGUAUUUUACUCUUACAACGUUAUUCUCAUUAUCAAAAUCCACUGGUACUAAUCAGAUGAGUUUUUUUAAAUUACUGGGUUCUCCUGUUUCACACAAAAUUAGACAUGCUGUGAUAAACAGCUCAUUUUGUGUCCAUGUUGCCAUGUUUUUUUAGGCCUCUGUAGCUGCAACAGCCAGUGGCAGGAGGCAUUCUGUUUUCAGGUUGUCUGCCCAUCUGUCCCAUUCUUGUGAACACCAUAUCUCAAGAACACAUCAAGAACUUUCACUUGGAAACAAGGAUGAACUGAUAAGAAUUUGGUGGCCAAAGGUUAAGGUGACUGUGACCUCACAAGACACAUGAUAAAUCAGGGACAUCUCGAGGGAAUCUUUUAGGAUUUGGCACAAACAUUCACUUGGGCUUCGUCUAAUGUCAAAGGAGACCUCACCAUACACUUGUGAACGUGUAAUCUUAAGAAUGCCUUGAAAGAAUCCUUUCAAGUUUAGCACAAAUGUUCACUUAGACUCACUAAUUAACAGAUUUGAAUGGUCACAGUGGAAUCACAAAAAAUGUUUGGCCACUUGAUAAUGAUAUCUGCCUUUAGGGAAUUACUUCAUAUUUUGACCAGUUGUCACUUGGACUGAAAGAUUAACAGAUUUGAUUUCUGUGGUGAAAGGUCACAAUGACCUCACGUGAGUCCAGAAAAAAAUUAUGUUGACUGAAUUUCACUUAUUGGUGGAUUAAUUAAACCACAGGGCAGUAAUUUGUGUUUCCCCUUAAAAUAUUAAGUGUUUCCUCUUUGACAAAAGACACAAGCAAACAUAGUAGUUUGACUGGAGUGUCAUUGAGAGUAACGACAGAACACAGCACCAUGUGCCUUUCAGUUAAGGGAUCAAACAAUUCUGCAAAACAAAUGACCAUUUGGUUCCACUGAGUUACAUAAAUAUGAAGUAAGUGGACAAAUGCCCAAGCAAAAAAGUUCUUUGGUGUGGUUACAUCUUCCUCUGAACAGAAAACCUGCCAAAUAUCUCAACAUUUGGUUUCAAACUCAAAGAAAACAACAAUCAUAAUCAUCAUCAAUAAAUCACGUGGCGCUACCCUGUUUAAUUUUUCCAGCUGUGUUUGUCCCCAGAGACAGCGACGGUUGUUUCCUCCAGCAGCCUCAGCAACAACAUCAGGCGUCACCCGGCCCAGAGAGAGCUUUCAGGCAAAGUCUUCACAAACUGCUGAGACACAACUGGAGGCGGCACCGGUGCCAUCUGUGGGUAGAAUCAUCAGCAGGAAAAACUCAUUCAGUCGUUAAAUAUUGCACAUGCAGCACCGGGAUAUAAA